AUGGCCGCCCCGGUAAAUGAGGGUCGUGCAGCCCUUGUAUCCAGAGAUUAUAGUCUUCCUCCUAUAAUCAAAAGCCGCGCAAAUAUCUUGGGAAAAUUUCCAAAGGUCGACCUUACUGCCGAGGCUACUGCAAAAGCCAAUAAUGGACCUCUUCCUGAAAAUGUUCAAACGACCGAUGGUAUUGCUGUCAAUGCAACCUCAGGUCCAUCUCAAGCUCAGACCUUGGCAGCCAUUGGUAAUUCAGUCAGCAUUGCUACCGAAGUUCAAGUCCAAGACCUUAAAGUUUUCACUCAAUUAUCUGCCAAUGUCUACUGCCGCGUCGUCGUCCCUCUUAACCAGUGGGCUUGUGCUCAUUGUUCUAAGGAUGAGACUCUUGUUAGUACAUUUUUUACUGUAUUAAUUGAUACAAACGGCUUUAUUACCAGAAAUGAUAAAUCAAAGACUAUCAGUCUUGUCUUUAGAGGUACAUACAUAUAUGCAAAUUUAUAUAUUAUUGGGACUAAUGACUUUGACUUUAUCACUGUAGAUUACUCUCCUGUAAAAAAUGCCAAGAUUCAUGGCGGAUUUUAUAAAGCUUACUUGGAUGUUCAAGAGCCUGUUAUUUCUAAGAUGAUUGAGCAGAUAACUGAGUAUCCUAACUACAAGGUUGCAGUCUCUGGACAUUCGCUUGGCGGCUCUCUUGCUGAGAUUGCUGCUAUGGAUCUUUACCAACGCGACACUCGUUUCAAUUCCACAAAUAUAGUACUCCACACAUAUGGUCAACCUCGUACUGGAAACUCUAUCCUUGGAAGCUACUUUACUGGAACUGGAAUUGAAUACAAGCGUACAGUUCAUGAUCACAAUAUGAUCCCCCAUCUUCCCCCCCUUUCAGUCGAUUACAUGCAUGUUGGUACUGAAUACUGGGAAACCGAGACUGGACCAGUCAAAAUUUGCACCGACUUUGAGUCUAUCAAAUGCUCCAAUUCGAUCGUUCCUUUUACUAGCGCAACAGAUCAUCUAUCGUACUUUGGUAUCAACACUGGACUCUGUCUAUAA
Molecule: messenger RNA, 1035 nt
Organism: Phycomyces blakesleeanus NRRL 1555(-)
Lineage: Eukaryota; Fungi; Mucoromycota; Mucoromycetes; Mucorales; Phycomycetaceae
Exons: 8
Coding region: 1-1035 (344 amino acids)
Biological process (GO): lipid metabolic process
Source: RefSeq, a predicted model, not a curated record